UACUGAAUCAUUUGCUUUGUAUGUCAAAGAUAAUAUAAAUAUAUUCUGCAGUAUACCUCUAUCCAAUUUAAGUGUUCCUUAAGCAUAUUGCAGGGCAUGGUGUGUUAUUAUGCAGAGAUGUAAUGUGUAGCAUAUUUUAAAAUAAAUGUUUUUAUAUAAAAUAUAAUGCUGCAACGCAUGUUUUAUCUCAGAUCUCUCUUAAAAUCUGUUUCAACAAGUGAUCUUUAAAAACCUAGCAAUUAAAUAUUAGCACAGAGCUGAAAUGCUCUUAAUUGAAUCAGAACUGCUGCUUUUGUUUCCCCAUUCUGUUUGAAAGGAACACUUAAAUUUAAUUUGAAUAGUAAUAUCUUUUGCAAGAACAUUCAUUGGUAGACAGCUUUUCAUGUCCAGAUUAUUUUAUUGGCAGGUACUAAUUACACUAAAGCAUACUUUUUUGCAGUGUUUUAAAAUUGUUCCUAGCACUGUAGUAAUAUUUCUGACAGUUUGAUUUUUCACUGUGCCUGCAAUUGAUGUUUACUAACGUCAGAUCACAAUUUUAUUCUAAAUUUGGCUUUCUUAUAAGAACUCUGCAUUUUAAACAAAAUAACUGUAUAAUAUAUUAAUCCUGGUUGCAGUCUCAUUUGCAUAUCCUAACUCUUCAAUGGCGGCAAGAAGAACACGGAUUGACAAUUGGAUUCCUCCAGUUUUUUUGUGGCAUUGAUUUUUAAGGAAUUGGGAGAUUAGCUGUAUAAAUGCACAGUGCUUUUCAACAAUUAAUAUAACUAACAUUGAUGUAAACUAUUUUGAGAAUCAGCAAAAAAUGUACCUACCAUUUAGUAAUCUGAAUAUGGUUGGAAUUUACUGAAUGCAUUAUAUAAAAAGUUUAUUGUUGUAAUGGACUGUUUGUAGUUGGCAUUUUAAAUAUGAAAGUUUUAUAUUUAAAGUAUGAACUGGAGAGAAGAUAAAUUUAGCCUUCUCAUAUUGUGAUUUUAAAUUAUUAGAAGUUUCUUUUCAAGUUAUUUAAUUAAGAAUUAAAAUAUAGUUAAUUUUUUGGGAUGAAAAUGAUUUCCCAUUUCUAUGCAGUAUAUGACAUUGAUGUUACCCUACGCACUUUUUUUCUGUUCUUCAGUUAAUAUCUUUUUAAAAUGCUGCAUACAGCUUUUUGGUAAUAUAGUAUUUGCAUGUAAUAUACAGCCUUUCUCUGUGCUAAAGGGUCAUUAAUAUUUAAGAUUUAUUUUGACGUUUCAGUUCUAUAAAGGUUUUCUGUCUUAUUCCCUACAAACAGAGGCAGGUGAAUCUAUGACCUUCCAAAUGUUUCCAAAAUCUAGCAUUUCUUGGCCUUUCAUUCUGGGGCUCAUGAAAACUACCAUCCAACAACAUUUGGAGGGUCAUAGAUUUCCCACUCCUCUCUAACACAUUGUAAAUGUAAUAGUAGAAGAUGAGGCAUGCUAGUAGUUAAGCAAAAUUAUUUAGAUUUCUUCUAUAAGAUAUAACUGAACUAUGAACCAUUGAAAUAUCAAGUUAAAAUAGUUGCAUUAUUGAUACUGUCACAGCUUCUAAGUAGAGAGCAACGUCUUUCAAAUGCUAUUGAACUGUUUUAGGCAUGACUUUAAACAAAAGAGUUUUAUGAACCUUUAAAAUAUGCAGGUGCCUGCAUUCGUUAGACUAGGUCUGGGCACAAAUAAUGAGGUGAAAUAAUAAUUUUGAGCAACUAAAUUUAGUGAAAUUUAGGCAUUCUGAAUUUUAAUACUAUUUUUAACUGAAAAGUGACUCAGAUAGCUUUCUGUCUGAUCACAGCAUGGAAAUGCCCAGCCCUAAUCAAAGCAAACCCUACUAAAGUAGAAUAUUCAUUGAUUUUAGUUGAUAAAUGUCAACUGAUAACUUGUCUUUUGAAAUGUUUUAACUUUAGUAAGCUUACUUUUUUUUUCCUCACUACAACUUUUCCAGGUUUGGACCUUAUGAGUCUUACGACUCCGGGUCUUCUCUGGGUGGGCGAGAUCUGUACAGAUCUGGCUAUGGUUAUAAUGAACCCGAACAAAGCCGCUUCGGAGGUAGUUAUGGUGGUCGAUUUGACAGCAACUACCGGAAUAGCCUUGACUCUUUCGGAGGUAGAAACCAGGGCGGGUCUAGCUGGGAAGCACCUUACUCACGCUCAAAAUUGAGGCCUGGGUUUAUGGAGGACAGAGGAAGAGAGACUUACUCUUCCUACAGCAGUUUUUCUUCACCCCAUGUGAAGCCUGCACCUGUAGGCUCUCGGGGGAGAGGAACGCCUGCUUAUCCUGACAGUGGAUUUGGAAGCAGAAACUAUGAUGCUUUUGGAGGACCAUCAACAGGCAGAGGCCGUGGCCGAGGAUAUAUGGGAGACUUUGGAGGCAUGCAUAGACCUGGAAUUGUGGUAGACUAUCAUAACAAACCCAGUUCUGCAGCAGUAGCUGCACGAGGAAUAAAGAGAAAAAUGAUACAGCAGCCGUAUAAUAAACCAGGUGGGACAUUUAUCAAGAAACCCAAACUGACAAAACCUAAUGUGAAGAUGAACCAAAACAAACCUAAUAAAACCACAGAAGCUCAGAUAUCUCAAGGCGCCUCCAGCAGUUCCUCCAGGCACCAGAAAUCCAGAUCACCCAAUCAGGAGGCUGCUGGGAAAUUCAGAUCCAAAGCUAUCUCUUCCGAAGCUGCUGAGAAGGAAGCAAGCAGAAGGCACCAGGCAUUGGAAAAACAAUUAUCCAAAGCUGCAAGGCAAAAGAAUGAUCCAAAGGUUGGUCAGAUUACUUCUGUUCCCAAGGAGGCAUCGGCUCCAUCAACCUCUGCUGCUUCAAGUGCCUGGUCUCCAAAAGGGGAAACAAGUCAGUUCAUAUUUCCCAUGGCAGAACAGGUGGAGAUGGUUCCCCGUUCCAGUGAGGGGCUUGGCCUUCAUAUCCCUACUCCUCCAGGUACAGCUAGACCUCUGGGCCCAGAGGCCACAUUCACUCCUACAGCAGCAGGGCUUCGCCCUCCAGAGGCUCAGGAGACAGAAUUAUUAGAACGAAUGCAGCUACUGAUUUCUCAGGCUAUUGCCCAAGGUGUAGCUUCAACCCUACAACAGAAAGCUCGACCUGAGUCAGGGAUUCCAUCUCACAGCAAUGUAUCAUAUCUCUCCCAGGCGGAAGCAGCUGCAUACCAAGGGUCAGUGUCCCCCUCCAAUUCCUCCAUGAGUAGAGGGUCGUUCAUAGGGGACGACGAACAGACAGAACAGGAGAUGUCAGAAGAUGAGAAUUUAUCCCCUGAUCUUUCUCCUUUCAUGAGUGUGUUUAAUCCGGCCCUCUUUAAAUCCCUACUUCACAAGGCCAGGAGCACUGCUCAGAUUGGUUCUGAGGGGGCCCCUCAGGCUGAACCUUCCACCAACCAGGGACCUACCAGUCAGGUCUUUUCAGAACCCACUUUCACUCAGCAGGACAUUCCCUGUCCUCCCCUAUUCCUCAACAUAGUCCAAAGACAAUGGGAGGCACCUGGUACUUUUCCAUCCCCGGGGGAAACUGACAAAAAAUUGUUUAAUGUGGCUUCAGCACUGUCAGAGUUGCUAGCAGUCCCCAUGGUAGAUGAGCCAUUAGCAUCAUUGGUUUCCUCCUUCACGGUGUCUGGAGAUACAGCGGAGGCUUUGAAAUCAGAGGAUAAGAAAGCGGAGCUUAAUUUCCGCAGGACUCAUCAAGCCUUAGCAUGGGCGGUAAAGGCAGCUGCAUCUACUUCUUUUUUCGCCAGAACUUCACUUCUCUGGCUCCACCAGUUGCAAGCUAGGGUCCCGCCUGAAGAGGUACGGAUGCACCAAGACUUAAACAAAUUAGUGGCUGCAUCAGAGUACAUGGUGGACUCAUCCUUGCACGCGGCCAGAUUUUCCUCUCGAGCAUUAGCGUCUAAUAUCACCUCUCGGAGACUUUUGUGGCUCAGACAGUGGAAAGCGGAUGCUAGGUCCAAGUGGCAGUUGGCCUCAGCCCCUUACGUGGGAGGCCAGUUAUUUGGAGAGGCACUAAACCCUUAUCUGAAUGAGAAUGAGGAUAAGUGCAAGGUCAUGUCCCAUCUUAUUAAGAGAGCAGACAGAGCUACCCCUUACGCCCACAAGCAGUCCUUUUGCCCCACCGACACAGGGUCAGAAUUCACUAACAGGGACAGGUCCAGACAGCAAUUUCAGACCAAGCGGCCCUUUCGAGGGAUGGGAGGUCGUCCUUUUAGGCGGUCCAAGUGACAGCAAGGGUGCCCCUCCCAUAGGGGGCAGGUUGGCUCUCUUUGCACACAAAUGGGAGGACACUACUACAGAUCUCUGGAUCCUCAACACCAUCAGAUUUGGCCUGAUUCUAGAGUUCAACUCCACCGCCCUGAGGCAUUUUGUCUCUUGCCCAUCAUCCAAAAAUCUGGUCAAAAGAAGCCUCAUGAAAGAGGCCAUUCGACAUCUCCUGGAGAUCCAGGCCAUAGAAUGGUACCGGCAGGACAGAAGGGAUGGGGUUUUUAUUCCAUUCUGUUCAUUGUUCCAAAGGCCUCGGGAGGGUGGAGGGCAAUCCUAGAUUUAAAGAAAUUAAAUAUCCAUUUGGCAUACAAGAAGUUCAAGAUGCAAACACUCCAAUCCAUAUUAGCAGGCAUUAGAAGGGGGGACCUCCUCAUCGACUGUGGAAGGGCGGCAGCUCCUUCCGCGGUCCGAGAUUGCUCUUUAGGGCCAACGAAGAAAAGAUCGGCCAGUAAAAUGGCUGAUCACUUUGCUGCAGUAACCGAAAGUCAGAAGAACAUUUAAGUGUAUAGAACCACCGUGGUUGAUCUGGGUGAGACCUUUUCUUUCCUCUCUUAGCCUUUUUUUUCCUGUAAAAAGCAUUUUUGGAAUUAUUUCCCUUCUUUGAGAGAGCAUCGUUUGUCAGUGUGGGAAGAGAAGCUUUGAAAAAAGAAAGAAAAUUAAUUUCAUUGACUAUUUUUUACUUCUAUUUACUUUGGAGUCUUGAAAAAAUUCUUAUUGAAUUUCAUUAUUGGAUUUAGUUUAUAUGUGAAGAAUACUAUUUUUUCCUGAUUUUCUUAACGAUAUUUUUGGGUCUGGGAAGAGAUUUUAUAAUCUACUGAGGACACUUUGUGGAGAAAUUUAAAAAAAGCAACUGUUUUUUUUUCUUAUUUGAUGCUGAGGUUGGCUUUGACCUUCAGAUCAUCAUAAAAGGGAAAAGAUAAAGAAGUUCAACAGCUGUUAAAUCUGUGGGGCUGGACAUUGGCUAACUGUUAUUAAAUAUAGCCUCCACUAAAAGAUAACAGGACUGUCUAUAGUUACUAUUGAAAUGGAGAAACCCUAUUUACAACUCAACUGUAAAUUUAUAUUGGAAAAAAUCUAUGAAGCCACUGAGCAAGUAUGCGUUAAAAUAAAAGAGAUUACUACAGAAAUAAAAAACAGAAACUCUGCUUUGAAUUUACAAACUGACCUCCAGACUUCAUUUGACUAUCCUACAGACCAAAAAACAACGGAAGAGGAUUCAAUUCAAUCAAAAGAUUCUAUGCCAUUCUGUAUACAACCUAUUGAGACUCUUGAUGAUCAAAAAGUGACUUUAACUAAACCAUAUACAAUUUCAAAAGUAACAGGAAUGAACGCACAAAUACAAUUUAUUGAGAACUAUGACAAUUUUGACAACCAACUAUUAACCACAAAAUUGGACAUAAUUGAAUGUCUUACUCAGCAGAAUCAAAUGUCGAGAGUUGAAUUUUUAAGGCAACAAGGGAUCAGUUACAAAGGAGUCAGGUUCCUAAAACAGAGGAUGGGACUAUUUUUUUUUUUUAAACUCAAAUGAUACCACGAGGAAUAAAGAGAGAUUUAUUUGUUGAUAUAGAGGCUCUGUAAGGAAACCUUCUUGGCACAAAAAGAAAGCUAAAAUAAGACUUAAGAGUGUGACCUAAAAUUGUAUGUAAUGGGUUAAAAAGGCUUUUUAGACACGGAUUGACUUAAGGUUUAAGAUUUAGAAUUAUAAGUGGGAGGAAAAUUUUUGGCUAGUAGAAUAUAUAUCUGAGAGAUAGACUGUAUUUUUUGAAUUAAUGUGUUUAUGUAUGAUAAUUAUUCUGUAUUGGAUGGAGAAUAAGAAAACGGAUUGUGUUAAUAGAAGAUAUGGUAUUAGUAAAUGAGGAGAUAUUAGAACAAGAAUAGAAUAUGUUUAGGAAAUAUAAGAAUGUAAGUGUGGGAAUAAUAUGCUUUUUUUCUCUUUCUUUGUAGAUAUUAUAAUUAUUAUGUUAUGAAUAGAGGGAAAUUACGGAUACCUGAAAUUUAAAUAAUAAGUUUAAAUGGCUAAUUGAAAUAUGGUAAUUGGAAUUUUGUAAAGCUUAAAUACAGGAUUGGGAUUUAUUUACAAUUAAUGGCUUUUUAUAAAUUCUAUUGAUUGAUGGAUUUGUGCUAGAAAUGUAUUAAUCUGAAUAUGUUACAUGAUUGGUGGGAACUAGAGAGGGAAUUUUAAUGAGUUAAUUUGAAUUAUACAUAAAUGUGUUGGUUUUUGGAUAAUUGACUACCCCAUCACCACGUUGUUUCCUAAGUACUUUGUUGUAAAAAUUGAAAAACUUAAUAAAACUGUAUUUAAAAAAAAA
Messenger RNA from Crotalus tigris (Tiger rattlesnake), 6543 nucleotides. It is a transcript of the gene ZNF326, whose product is annotated as zinc finger protein 326. Bases 2153 to 4195 code for a protein of 680 amino acids. The transcript is spliced from 3 exons. Lineage: Eukaryota; Metazoa; Chordata; Lepidosauria; Squamata; Viperidae. The record is from RefSeq and is a predicted model, not a curated record. Gene Ontology annotation, molecular function: DNA binding. Gene Ontology annotation, biological process: regulation of DNA-templated transcription elongation. Gene Ontology annotation, cellular component: DBIRD complex; nucleus.